This is a messenger RNA of Adineta ricciae, 360 nucleotides long. The record is from the annotation of a GenBank genome assembly. NCBI's taxonomy places the organism in Eukaryota, Metazoa, Rotifera, Eurotatoria, Adinetida, Adinetidae.
AUGGGUACACUCAUCACGCUUCACAUCGGUUGGAACCAAAUCGGUGCUGGAGGAGCACAACACAUUGCUAAUGCGCUGCGAACGAAUACGACACUCACCACACUCGACCUCGAAGGGAACGAAAUCGGUGCUGAAGAAGCACAACACCUUGCGGACGCCUUGCGAGCGAAUACGACACUCACGACACUUGACCUCCGUGACAGCCGAAUCGGUACUGAAGGAGCACAACACAUUGCUAAUGCGUUGCGAACGAAUACGACACUCACCACACUUCACCUCAGUUCGAAGCAAAUCGAUGACGAAGUAGCUCAACAUAUCGCAGAUGCGUUGGGAAGGAAUAUAAGCGCCAAGAUGGUAUAG